Molecule: messenger RNA, 769 nt
Organism: Phascolarctos cinereus (koala)
Lineage: Eukaryota; Metazoa; Chordata; Mammalia; Diprotodontia; Phascolarctidae
Product: protein S100-A15A-like
Biological process (GO): endothelial cell migration
Cellular component (GO): extracellular exosome; cytoplasm
Molecular function (GO): transition metal ion binding; calcium ion binding; calcium-dependent protein binding
Source: RefSeq, a predicted model, not a curated record
AAGAGUCAUAGCUCUCAGCUGGCUAAUAGUGUUGGAGGUCAUAAGGGCUGCUGGGCUCAGGGAUGCCACCACUGCUCAUUGAGCUGCCACCUGCCUGGGAUCGGUAGGGGACUGAGGCCAGGUCACAGGCUCAGAGUUCAUCUCUGGCCACUCCAGGAGUCAGGACUUUCCUCUGACUUAGAUCCCGAAAUCAGCCUUCACUGAACAUGCCUGACACCCCAAUAGAAGACUCUAUCUUCCAUAUCAUUCAUUGCUACCACCUCUAUGCUGCCAGAGAGGGGGAUGUGGACACCCUAAGCCUGGACGAGCUCGAUGCCCUGCUCACAGAAAACAUGCCCCGAUUCAUGGAGGGUCUGGGCCGGAGUCAGCCAGAAUAUUUGAAGCAGCUGUUUCAAGUGGCCGACAAGGACAAAGACAACCAGAUCUGCUUUGAUGAAUUUAUCUACAUUGUGGGCAAGGUGAUGAAGGACUAUCACCUACAGUACCACCGGCAGCUGUGUGCCCACUACUGCCGGGCAAAUGGCCCGUACUGAAGGAUGCACCGAUUCCUCCUGACUUCUUCCUGCCACGGCGGCCCCGGGGGGCCUCAGGAUGCCAGUACCUGUGGGUUACCAGGCCAUAUGGGACGCUGGGAGUGGAGCUGCUUUUUCAGUCUGGGUUUGAUUGGCAUUCUAUAACUGUUUGAUCACGGGCAAGCCAUUUUACAUUUCUGAAAAGAGGUUUCCAUCCCUGUAAAAUGAAGAUAAUAAGAGUUGCAAUGCCAGCCUCA